CAAAGUUGUACAGAUCAGAUGGCUGAGCUCUCCCUUCACCAUCUCCCCAUCAAAUCCCAAACAUUUUCUUCUGCUCUUUGAUGGGGAAGGGGGCGCCAAAAUCUCCCUUUCGUAAAAAAACAUCGGUUUAAAACCCUUGAAAAACAACAUAGAAACAUUAGUCAAUCGAAUCCCGCAAUCUCUCUCUCUCUCUCUCUCACUCUCUCUCUAUCUCUAUCUGUGUAGCGAGCGCUUGGGGACAGUGGCGAUUUAGACAUGAAUUCAGAGCAAAGCAUGGAGCACCAGAACACAGUAAAAGAAGCCCUAAACGCACUGUAUCAUCACCCGGACGAUGCCGUACGUAUGCAAGCUGAUCGAUGGUUGCAGAAUUUCCAACGGACCCUCGAUGCUUGGCAGGUUGCCGAUAAUUUACUCCAUGAUGCGACAAGCAAUCUAGAAACUUUGAUAUUUUGUUCCCAGACACUUAGAAGCAAGGUGCAACGAGAUUUUGAAGAACUGCCACCUGGAGCUUUCCACAAGUUACGAGAUUCUUUAAAUGCAUUAUUGAAAAAAUUUCAUAGAGGGCCCCCAAAAGUGAGGACUCAGCAUUGCAGUUGCUGCAUUGGCUGUACAUGUUCCUGCAGAAGACUGGGGAGAUGGUGGUAUAGUGAGUUGGCUAAGCAAUGAAAUGAAUUCUCAUGGAGAAUACAUACCAGGAUUUUUGGAGCUGCUUACAGUUUUGCCUGAGGUAAGUGUUAGUAGCAUGUGUUGGAGAG
Carica papaya (papaya) is the source of this 755-nucleotide messenger RNA. NCBI's taxonomy places the organism in Eukaryota, Viridiplantae, Streptophyta, Magnoliopsida, Brassicales, Caricaceae. The record is from RefSeq and is a predicted model, not a curated record.